Molecule: messenger RNA, 747 nt
Organism: Menidia menidia (Atlantic silverside)
Lineage: Eukaryota; Metazoa; Chordata; Actinopteri; Atheriniformes; Atherinopsidae
Source: the annotation of a GenBank genome assembly
CAAUCUGGAGGUGCAGUCAUCAAGAACAGUCUUGGCGAGGAGUUUUACAAGGAGGCCAUUGAACACUGUCGCAGCUACAAUGCCCGUCUGUGCGCAGAACGCUCCAUGCGUCUCCCCUUCCUCGAUUCCCAAACAGGUGUGGCCCAGAGCAACUGCUACAUCUGGAUGGAGAAGAACCACCGCGGACCAGGCCACGCUCCAGGACAGUUGUACACAUACCCCGCUCGCUGUUGGCGCAAGAAGAGACGGCUAAACAUUUUGGAGGAUCCACGGCUUGUACCAAUUGAGUUUAAGAUUGACUAUGAAGCGUCUCUGAAGAAGGAAGGGGGGAUCCCAGAUGGCCCUGUUUUAGAGUCUUUGCUUGCUGGGGAAACCCUGGAUAAGAAGGUGGAAACUAAAGAGGAAGAGCCAAUGAGUGAAUGUCAGAAACUGCUUGUUGGGGAUUUUCCUCAUGAACUUGAGGCAGACGAGAUGGAGGAAGACGUGCCGAAACGCAAGAAUCGUACCAAAGCACGGGCCUAUGGCGUCGGGGGCAUGAGAAAGAGACAAGAGCUUCCCGCCAUUGAAGACAGAGACAAGCCUUACGUCUGUGACAUCUGCGGAAAGCGAUAUAAGAACCGCCCGGGGCUGAGUUACCAUUACACUCACACACACUUGGCGGAUGAAGAGGGUGAGGAAGACUCAGAGCGACAUACACUGCCCUUCCAGCGCAAGAACAACCACAAGCGUGAGUUUUCUGUGCGAUAA